Molecule: messenger RNA, 2191 nt
Organism: Trichomycterus rosablanca
Lineage: Eukaryota; Metazoa; Chordata; Actinopteri; Siluriformes; Trichomycteridae
Gene: srek1
Product: splicing regulatory glutamine/lysine-rich protein 1
Exons: 13
Coding region: 577-1857 (426 amino acids)
Cellular component (GO): nucleoplasm
Molecular function (GO): RNA binding
Source: RefSeq, a predicted model, not a curated record
ACAGAGAACCGAGUAGUGUUGGCGUGGCGCAGCAUUUAACCAAUACUGUAUUUAUUGACAGAGCUCUAAUUGUUGUGCCAUGUGCAGAAGAUGACUAGAGUGGUCCAGGUGUUACGGUACUACAAUAGCCUGACUCAAGGCUUUGUUUUCCAAGCCACUAAAUCCGCUGGGGCCAACGCUGCCUUCAAGGGGGGAUUGUGACCAGGAGCAUAGCCGCUGAACCUACCAAGAUGGACACCUUGUCUCUUGUUUUAUUUAUUUAUUUAUUUUAAUUUUGUCUCUUUCAUUUUUUUUCAUUUUUUUGCUCUGACAUUGUCUCCUGUUAGCGUCCUAGAAAAGGCUGUUGCAUAUUUAUUGUGUUUGUUUUUUCUGUCCCCAAGACCCCCCAUUCCUCCUCUUCCCUAUGCAGUUGCCCACUUUUGUGUGUCUCUCAGUGCUGUCCAGGUUGGCAUCCAGUAACAGAAAGGGAAUUUAAACGUGAUGCAGUCAACAUGAACGGUUGUCUUGUGUUGCUCACCCUUUCCGACACUCCAACAUGAUUGCCCCAGGGAGAAAAUCGUCCAUGCUUGAUAUCGUAUGGUUCAUGACCAUUAUGUUUCAAGUACAGGAAAAAUCCCAGAAGAGGCGAAGGCUUUGUCACUUCUGGCACCUGCCACUCCAGUGCCUAGCUUGAUGCCCGGUGGUGGACUGUUGCCUAUUCCAAGCCAUGCGCCUCUGCAAAAUCUGGGUCUCCCACUGGCUGCUCGGCUGGGGCUGGACUCCUCAGUGGCAGCGCUGAGCGCAAUUUCAUCUCAGACCCCCAUCAUAGGCAACGUGGACCCUUCCAAAAUUGACGAGAUCCGCAGGACCGUGUAUGUCGGCAACCUUAACUCUCAGACCACCGCUGCCGAACAGCUAAUGGAGUUCUUUAAGCAGGUUGGCGAGGUGAAGUUUGUGCGGAUGGCAGGGGAUGAGACUCAGCCGACUCGCUUUGCCUUUGUGGAGUUUUCUAACCAGGAGUGUGUGUCCAGAGCUCUCGCCUUCAAUGGUGUCAUGUUUGGAGACAGACCCUUAAAGAUAAACCAUUCCAACAAUGCCAUCGUAAAGCCUCCAGAGCUGACUCCUCAGGCUGCAGCUAAAGAACUAGAGGAUGUAAUGAAACGAGUGAGAGAGGCUCAAUCCACCAUUGCAGCUGCCAUUGAGCCAGAGAACAAGAAACGCUCAUCCAGCAGAUCCAGAAGACGCAGAAGGUCUCAUUCCAGAUCUCGCUCACGUUCCCACUCACAACAUAGAUGCUCCCGAUCCAGGCAGAAGAACCGGGCAUCGCAGAGGUCCUGGAGGACAAGUGACUCACGCAACUCACACAAGAGACAUUCCCGAGACAAGAGACAUAGCCGUUCACGUUCCAGGGACAGGAGGAAAGACAGUGAUGGAAAAACAAGGAGGUCAAAUGAUGGCAGCAGCAGAGGGCGAGACAAGGGGAAAACGCCAGUGAAAGGGCACAGACGAUCACGCAGCAAUAGCAGGGGACACAAAAAGAUAAGUAAAUCUAGCUCCAGAUCCCAACGGAAGAAAUCAAAGUCUCCCUCACCUAGGAGAGAAAAGAAAGAGAAGAGGAAGCAGCAUGUUAGGGACAGCAGUGUAGAGAGGAGCUGGGAGUCAACCUCCAGAAGAAGGAGGAGCAGAGACAGGCAGCAGAGUAAAUCCUAUCCCAAACAGAGAGAGAUUGAGUACAAGCAGAAGGUCUUGGACUAUGAGAGCUACGGUGAGGAUGUGGGAUCAGGUGGCAGUGAAGACCUCUCUCCACAAGCUGAACACAAUGGAAAAUACAACAGCUUGUAUCCAGAGGAUGAGGAGGAUCUCGUUACAACCAACUGAACCAUCUCAAAGGUUCAACUCAACCAGCCAGUCAGUGGUUUGGAAUCUGGGAACCGACAGCAGAUGUAACAAAUCUGAACUGUAAUUGUUUGUAAUGGCUGGAAAACAACUUUUGGACUUGGGAAAGCUAUUUUUAAAUUGUGAUUGUAUAUAAAACAAGGCGUAUAUAUAUAUAUAUAUAUAUAUACACAUGAUAGGUGAAUGUAGAAGUGCUAUUUUUGUUACAUUUUAGUCCAUUCUGAGCAGUGUACUAAAAAUACUGUAUUAAAUGCAUGUUAUUUUAUUUGUAAAGCUAUUAAUUAAUAUGCUUAUAAAAGUAAAUGUCCUUAAGAGA